Cuculus canorus (common cuckoo) is the source of this 6206-nucleotide messenger RNA. RefSeq names its product cordon-bleu WH2 repeat protein like 1 (gene COBLL1). Bases 375 to 3824 code for a protein of 1149 amino acids. The record is from RefSeq and is a predicted model, not a curated record. Lineage: Eukaryota; Metazoa; Chordata; Aves; Cuculiformes; Cuculidae. The transcript has 14 exons. Gene Ontology annotation, molecular function: actin monomer binding.
GAAAAGCUUCCGAGGUGGCGGAGCCGAGCGGCUGCCGCUCCGCGCUGCCUCCCGCCCUGGCGGUCGGAAUGGGGAAAGGCUGAACCCGAGGCGGGACGCUUUGCUCGGGGAGAGGAAAAUUCCAGCGGCGAGGAGCCCUUCCCCCGCUGCCGGCCCGGAGCGAGCAGAGCCGCCGCGGGGAGCGGGACGGGAGCGGGGCGCCUCUGCCCCUCCGCGGGUGACGGAGCGAAGGCGGCUCCGCCUUUCAGCUUUCUCGCCGCCAAGUUGGUUGUUUUAUUUUUCCUGCUUUUGUGUUUUUCUUUCCGCCGCCCGAGGCGGGGGAUGCUCGGCGGAGCGGGGCAGGUGAGGCGGGUCCCUGCCCCCCAGCACCCGGCAUGGACCCCCGAAGAAAGUCUAAAGCGCCGCCUCCUCCAUCUGAAACAAAACCGCUUUCUGUUCCUCCAUUUGAUGACGCAGAAUCAGCCAGCCUUAUCAUGGAACAGAAGGAGAAAGUAAUUGAUAAGGACAUUGAACUGUCAGUGGUCCUGCCAGGAGAUGUGAUUAAGUACACUACAGUGAAUGGGAGGAAGCCCAUGAUGGACUUACUGAUCUUUCUCUGUGCACAGUAUCAUUUAAAUCCAUCAAGUCAUACUAUAGAGUUGGUAUCAGCAGACAAUAACCAGAUUAAAUUCAAACCUAACACACCAGUGGGGAUGCUUGAAGUGGAAAAGGUGAUUGUAAAGCCAAAACAAAUGGAUAAGAAGAAACCUGCUCCAGUUAUACCAGAGCAAACGGUAAGGGUAGUGAUAAACUACAAGAAGACGCAGAAGACGGUAGUAAGAGUUAGUCCACAUUUACCCCUUCAAGAACUCAUACCAAUUAUCUGUAGUAAAUGUGAGUUUGAUCCUUCACACACUCUGCUGCUGAAGAACUAUCAGUCUCAAGAGCCCCUUGAUGUGACAAAAUCUCUUAAUGACCUUGGACUAAGAGAAUUAUAUGCCAUGGAUAUCAGUCGAGCUACAUCACCAGUUGAUUUAAAUUUACCAUCUUUGCAAGACUCCUACCAAUCUGAAAACUUAGAUGUUCUGAAGGAGAAAGAAAACAAAGGAUUUUUUAGCUUUUUUCAACGAAGCAAGAAGAAAAAAGAACAGGCUGCCAGUGCCCCAGCAACUCCAUUGAUGAGCAAGCCAAGGCCAACAUUUAUCACGAGAUCUAACACUGUUAGCAAGCAGUAUGAUUCAAACACCUUGCCGUCCGAAAUGCCAAAGAAACGCAGAGCUCCUUUACCGCCUAUGCCAAAUUCUCAGAGUGCUCCCCAGGAACUUGCACAAGCCCAAGUCAGACCGGCGUCUGGUAUUGCAAAAUCUAACAGCCUUGAUAGGAAUGAACAGGCUACUCUGGGAUUAGUACGGAAAGGUUCUCUGCCGCUCAGUGACACAGCUUCCCUGAACUCCUCUCUGCGGAGGAUGAAGCGCAAAGCACCCUCACCACCCUGUAGAGCACCAGAAGAUCAAAGUGAAAGCAGUAAUGAGACUGUAACAGAGUCAACAGAAUCGGCUCCUUAUGAAGUGGAAGAAAGAGCCACCGAAAUUCAAUCUGAAACAGGUGUAAGGAGCUCAGAAUACAACCUGGAAGAAAUUGAUGAAAGGGAAGAGAUGAGCGUGCAACAGAGAGAAGACAGUGAAAGUACAAAUUCCUCUCUUGGGAUAGGUGGGGUUACUGCAGCCUCCAGCUCUGCUGAGGUACCACUGGAAACUGCAAAAAAUGAUCCUGCUUCAUCAGCUCCAGUUCCUGGUGAUGUUUCUGUAGACAACUCACAAAUCUUCAAAGAGGAAAAACAAGAAAAUAUGAGCACAGAUGGCAAAGGACUACAGACAAAGAUAAGCAGUGAGCAAGCUGCGUUUGAAAAAGACAGGAAGCUUAGAAUUUUGGAUCAAAAUAAAACCGAUGAUCACAGGGAUACAGAAAUCCUUCCAACAGCAGAAGAAGGGAAAGAACUUCAGACAGCUAAAAUUAAAACAGUAGAUUUCAGAGAAAAUAACAAGAUUGAAGUUGACAGACUGUCGAACUGCCAGGCAUGUAAAAAUGACAUCUCUGUGAGUCGUAGAAAUUAUCCUCAACUGAUUCCAGAAAAGCAAGAUCAGAAAACAAAUCAAACCGGCUUGGACACAGUAAAAACACAGGAUGUUGCAAUCCAGACAGGUCCAUCAGAGACCAAUUUGGGAAGGACUACACAGAAAGCAGUUAUUGUUCCUCAGGUUUGUGAAUCAUCCACAUCAAGAGGACUGGUCUCUCCAUCCAACACAGAUACAAACACCCCCCUUCUUCAAGUGCAUGGAAUACAAGAGGAUGAAGAUACUUCAACAGAACAAAAUUUUGAGAGACAAGAAGUUACCCAUGAAAAAGGAAUUCCCAUAAAAGAUCAGGGUCACAUUUGUAUAAAUGGCAGUAGUUUUGCUUCACCAGAAACAACCGCAAAAAAUCCACAUGGCUCUCCUGUAAAAGGUCACCAUCCAUUUAGACAGGACACCAAACCUAAACCCAAGCCUGCUAAUGAAAUUACAAGAGAUUAUAUACCAAAAAUUGGAAUGACUACUUAUAAAAUAGUGCCUCCAAAAUCCUUAGAAAUAAUGAAGAGCUGGGAAUCGGAAGUGCCAUUAGAUCAUAAGGAUCAAGAGGUAUCUAGUUUGGAAAACUCUCUGAAGCAUGAAGGUGCCAAUGAAUUCACAGUGGAAGCUGAAAUUCCUCAUCUUCCAAAAAGCAUGGGUCUUUUACAGGUUGGUUCACAAAAUGAACCUGCAGCAGCAAAUGAUCUGUUGCACAGAGUGAACAGCCUUUCUGAACACGUUGUGAUGUCUGGACCUAAGAUUAUUACUGAGAGCAAACAGACAGAAACAGAGUCUUCCAAACAGCAUGUCCCAUUGAUGCUAAGCUUGGAUAAUAGAAAUGCUUCUUCUGAGACUCAGAGCAAUUUAAAUGCAUUGAGUCCUACAACAAAGCCUAGUUCCUUUUACCUGCAGAUGCAACGAAGAGCUUCGGGUCAUUAUGUGACAUCUGCAAUUGCCAGAAGUACCAUUUGUGCUCCUAAUUCCAUUAAAAAUGAAGCUAAAAACGCAGAGAUGGAAAUAAAAAUCUCAUCACCUGAUCCAACUUCUUUGUCUUUACAUAGAACAAGUACUUCCUCUUGUCCAGCAGAUGAAGAAAAAGUUGAUGAUGGAAAAAAUGUUGAAUCUUCCACUUCUCCUGUUAAAAGCAAUAAGCCUUUAAGUUUUUCCUCCUGUCCGCCAGCACCGUUGAACCUAAGCACUCUAAGAACUUUUGUAGUUCCAAAGCCAUACUCCAGUUCGAGACCAUCCCCCUUUGCUCUUGCUGUCUCAUCUGCAGUCAAAAGGUCGCAAUCAUUCAAUAAGACACGUACCAUCACUAGCCAGGCACUGAGAGAAGAAUUUCCUAUUGAACUCUCCUCUGCUGCUUCGACAGCUGAAUUCUCCUCAGCUACCUCUGUGCCUCAAGUGAAAAACUCAUCCUUACAGACCAUAACAGGAGGGUCACAAAAUAGUCUGAUAGAUAAGAAAAGCAGCACUGUGAAUAGUGAGCAGAAGAGUCAGGCACAGUCAGGUGCUUCCACUGACCACCACCCACCCCCUGUCACUAAGAAACAAACCGGCAUGGUGUUCCAGCGCUCUGACCCAGAACAGAUCCACCAGAGCUUGCUGGCUGCAAUUCGCUCUGGAGAAGCUGCUGCCAAAUUGAAAAGGGUUGGUCCUCCAUCAAACACCAUAUCUGUCAAUGGAAGAGCCCGGCUUACUCAUCUGUAUUCCACAGAAGCAAAAACUGAUCACUAGAUACCAUACCAAAUAUUUAGCACUUUACUACUGCUUCAUAGGCCAACUUAAUACUAACUGCAAAUUUUUGAUAUUGUAAAUGCAAGUGUAUGUUAAUAUAUUUUUGUCAGUUGUUAUAGGAAUUUCAUGCUGAAUCCUUCGAUGCCUUGGAAAGAUUAUUAGAAUAUGUAAAUUAUGGUAAUAUUUUGCCUUUUUCUCUUCUUAAAGCUGACUGUGCUGCUAAAAACGUUGAAGAUACUCUUCAACACAGGUGCAGGUGAACUUGCUUACAUUAGUAUGACAGUCAAAAUUUCUUGAUUUUAGCCUUCAAGACUGAACGAUAUGUAGCACUAUGCUGAAAUUACAGAUUUAAAGCAAUCUAAGAGUUUUAGAUCAUUAAUUUUCAAUUGUGUAUUAUGUUAACAGAUUGUAUGACUUUGAAUCUACCACCUGCUGCCUCCAUACUACUUUGUUAAAUUAAAUUUGUAAUUAGCAGAAAAUCUUAAUUAUAUGCAAUACUGUGCUUCUCUUUAACAAAUGGAUAGUUUUGUUCCUCCAGCUGAGAGUAGUUUGGAAAGGUAUUUUGAUUCUUUUAAUCUCCUCUAAUUUUUUCCUGGUAGCACAACAAAAAAAAGAUCAGGACAUAAAUUAUUGGAAACUUUUGUACUACUUAAACUUUUCUUAAUAGUAGCACUACAUGAUGUUUCUCAUCUGUUCUUGGACUACCUGUAUAUAUAGUAUUUACCUAGCACUCAGAUAAGCAAUAGUUUUUGUGAACUAGAUAUAUUUUAAUGUAGUCAUCAGCAAGUAGUUAUGUACUGAUAAAAUGAAAAUUCCAGUUUUGAUACUUAAUGAAAUAGAAGAUUUUUUUUUUUUCCACUGGAAGCAGGACUAAAGAAUGAACUGCUUUGGACUUAUUACUGUAAAAUAUUUUAAUCUUAAAGCAGCACAGUAACACACUUAUAAAGCAUUCUUGUAUCCAAAAGUAUCUAUUUAUUGAUUGAGCAUUAAAUACCAAAAUGAGAAUAUAUAUAUGAAAGGAUAAAGCUUCAUACUAUAUUUUAUCUACUUUCCGUUUCUUGUCAAAGUUAUGCGUUUUGGGGAGAGGGGUGGAAAUAUGAUCACACUUAUGAUGAAAUAGGUAGAUUAUGGAUGCGUGCAGCAAGUGCUAGGGUAUUUGCCAUAUUAAAAUAUUUUCUUGCUGGAGCUGAUUUAAAUAAAAGUAACUGUAUUUAGUUUCUAUUCUUUAACAAUGUAUUUAUUUUGUACUGUAGUGAUGUUCUGUAAUUCAGUUUCAGAAACUGAUCUAUAUGUGCAUUUCAAAGGGUUAUUAAUGGUUUGCUGACAGGUUUUUUGUGCAAUAAUCUCAGAGAGGUCUCUACUAUUUUUCUAGUACAGAGUCAAUUAUUGAUUACAAAUAACAGUGUUAACUUAAUGCUGAAACUCUUCAAGGAAUGUUUUAGUAAAUAAAAAUUCAUAGAGAGCUGAUGAACAUUUGUUCACUGCUGUUCUCUCAUGUUUUCUCUCCUGUACCUUAGUCCCCUGUCAAUGUAUGUUCACUUCCUUCAGCUCCUUCUCCUUGCCUCCAAUCAAGGGCUAAUUUCAAGAUCUGUCUCAGGGUCUGAUUGCAUCCUUCACUUGAAAAUGGGGAGAUAGAAUAUUUUUUUUUUCUAGUUUCUAACUGGGCUUAUGUUCUAGAUUUGACUGUGUCUUGAAGGACAGACUUUAAAAUUGUAACUUGCUCCUGGGACUCUAGUGGCUGUGUUUGUUGCAAUAUAUGAAAUCCAUGUUUUAAGCAUUCCUAUACAACAUGCCGAUCUGUGACUGCCACAGAGAGGUUGCACUGUGAAAGGAAUCUCCUUGAUUAUACUUUGGGUGAGAGGGGGAUACGUGUUUUUUCUCAAACCUUUGUAUUCUGUGCUAAGGUGACUAAAGUUAUUUCACAGGACUAAUAUAAUUUCCAUCUGUGAUAAUACAAGUCCAACUAUUCUGGUCUGGGGGUGAAAGAUCAACUAACCUUGCUUUGUUAUUGUUUCCUUUGGUUUUAACUAGAGGACUAUACUACUGUGUGUUCUUUAGCCCUAUAUAAGUACAUUGCCUUUUUGUGUGAACUCUUGGAGGCAAAUAUCUUAUGUAACAGAUACCAAAACUAAAAACACCUUGCUUGAAUUUUACGGCUUCUUAUUGUUGUAACUGAACUUGCUUGAUAAUUAACUGAAAUGUCUACACACAAUAGUACCAUGAAACUCUUCAAUGAGAUUUUCUGUUAGUAGAUGGCAAUACUGUUUAGCAAAACUUUCUCUUCUCCCCUUCUUCUGACAUCUAUUUAAGACAUUUAUAAAUCUUGCUAUUGUGUUUCUAGAGACUCAUUUUUCUCCUUGUACUCUUGUAUUAAAUCCUACC